This is a messenger RNA of Rhincodon typus (whale shark), 4036 nucleotides long. RefSeq names its product CYFIP related Rac1 interactor A (gene cyria). Gene Ontology annotation, molecular function: small GTPase binding. Gene Ontology annotation, biological process: regulation of actin filament polymerization. The record is from RefSeq and is a predicted model, not a curated record. The transcript has 12 exons. Lineage: Eukaryota; Metazoa; Chordata; Chondrichthyes; Orectolobiformes; Rhincodontidae. The coding region runs from base 189 to 1166 and encodes 325 amino acids.
GCAAGACUUGAAAGAAAAAGAUGACCUUCUUACUGUUAUAUGCCCUGAAGUCCAGGCCUCCAGUGACCUGAAAGUUGCUAGCCCAUUAUUGACCAGCAGCUUCUGUUGAGAUUCUGAUGCAUUAAACCAUAACACCUGGCUGUGUGACAAAAAACAUUUUUCUCCAAAGCUGUUGCCAGGUUGCUGGGAUGGGUAAUCUGCUUAAGGUCCUAACCAGGGAGAUUGAAAACUAUCCACAUUUUUUCCUGGAUUUUGAAAACGCACAACCUACAGAUGGAGAGCGGGAGAUUUGGAACCAAGUGAAUGCUGUACUGCAGGAUUCUGAAAGCAUUUUGACAGAGCUGCAGGCUUAUAAGGGAGCCGGACAAGAGAUAAGAGAUGCAAUUCAAAAUCCCAGUGACGGCCAGCUGCAGGACAGAGCAUGGAGCUCAGUGUGCCCAUUAGUUGGGAGACUUAAGAGGUUCUAUGAAUUCUCUAUAAGAUUGGAGAAAGCAUUGCAGAGUCUUUUGGAAUCUUUAACCUAUCCACCUUACACGCCAACUCAACAUCUGGAACGGGAACAAGCUCUGGCCAAACAGUUUGCUGAAAUUCUGCAUUUUACUCUCCGUUUUGAUGAGCUUAAGAUGAAAAAUCCAGCCAUCCAGAAUGACUUUAGCUAUUACAGACGAACUAUUAGUCGUAACAGAAUUAAUAACAUGCAUUUAGAUGCUGAGAAUGAAGUAAACAAUGAAAUGGCCAACAGAAUGUCCUUAUUUUACGCAGAAGCUACACCAAUGUUAAAAACAUUAAGUGAUGCAACAACCAAAUUUGUAUCAGAGAACAAGACCCUACCUAUAGAAAAUACGACUGAUUGUUUAAGUACAAUGGCUAGUGUGUGCAAAGUCAUGUUGGAAACACCGGAGUACAAGAGCAGAUUCACCAAUGACGAAACUCUACUGUUCUGUAUGAGAGUGAUGGUGGGCGUCAUUAUACUGUAUGAUCAUGUACACCCUGUGGGAGCAUUCGCAAAAACAUCAAAAAUUGAUAUGAAAGGAUGCAUAAAAGUUCUGAAAGAGCAGCCACCAAACAAUGUGGAAGGUCUUCUGAAUGCACUCAGGUACACCACAAGACACCUGAAUGAUGAAUCAGCAUCCAAACAGAUUCGAACCAUGCUUCAGGUUCAGUAACUCCUUGGGCAAGAGGAUCUCUGUCCUGACCUCAGAAGAUGUACAUGUUUACAUAAUUUAAUACAAGUUGGUGUUAAUACUUAUUUGUCUUAUUUACCAUAACCAUUCCCUCCUCAUCACUUAACAUAUGAAGAAAAACCUUUAUAAUAAAAUCGAUGAAUGGCAUUUUUUUUAUUUUUACAUAGCAUAAUAUGAAGCAUACCUGCAGCCUUAUAUUUGAUGUUGCAAAGUGCAGUUUGGUUUUGGCAGAAUUGAUGUUACAACGCUAUUUUGCUCCAGUUUGAAUUUCUCUAUAUUGCUAUAAAGACCCGGUACAUCUGCAAAUCUUAUUGUAAAUUUUGCUAGUGUUUUAGUGUGUUAGCAUUCAGGGAACUAGUUCUUACUAUGACAAAGAACAACACACAAGCUUGCUGAUUUUUUAAGUUGUCUUUCACAUGUUUGGUCAGUCAGCUACUAUGGGCAUAGAUCAUUGAGAUCUGCACCUUGUUCCAUCUGGUGCUCAUAUUUGGUUGGAAACAUGCUUUUGAGCUUUGAAGAGAUAACAUCUCUUUUACUAGCCUGCAGCAAUGAAUUUAAGAAUCACUUUUACACUCUCCUAGUUUAUCUGUCAUUUUAAAAAAAAUGAACAGACUAUGAAAUGUCAAAAAAAAGCCCGUAAGAUUAAAAAGCCAUACCAUUUUAACUGCACGAUUUCUGUGCUAGCAUUUUAAAGCAGACCAUUAAUGGAAUACAGAUGAUUUUCUUCUGAGCUUCACCACAUGAACAUGAAAAUAAGAUUAUAUGUCUAGUCUGGACUUAUUGGGCAUUUUAAAUUUGUCAGGUUGUGCAUUUUACAUUUAUAUGCACUUUCAGUUAAAAGAAGGGGGAAUACUACAUACUGGCAAAAAGGUAGGUAUGCCGAUAAGCAACAGGCAGCAUUGGUACAAGGUCGCAUGCUCUUAGUUGAAUGUAAUUACAGUCAUUGCUAAGCAUGUACUACAGACUGAUAAAUCAAUCGAUCCAAAUUUUGUUACAUAAGAGUGUUAUGCUGCAAAGUAAUAAUAAAAACCAUUUUAAUGAUUGAGGGCAAAUGUUAAACCUGAAAUGAUAUCUGCAAAAUAUAGCUUAGGGAAGCAAAUUGAACAGAAGGGAGAAUAAACGAAAAACAUUUAAGGAAAAUUUAUAUAGGCCUAUAAGAAGAGGGUAUGUUUCUUUAACGUCUUCAUUGAUGUAAAACUAUAUUUCUAUUUCAACGUAUUUUUUAUACAAGCAAUAAAAUUUCACGUGAUGCAUUCUAUGAAUGAAGUGCACAUAAAUUAAACGCAAUUUAAUAAGAAUUCUAACAAAAUAUAUCACACCUGUAUUCUGCAAGUAGGGGAUAUGUCACAAUAAUGCACAUAAAUAAUAUUUGUUUCCAUAGUAUGGUUGAAUGAAUAAUCCACAAUUGCUGAAGUUUUGAAUAGUCAGCAUCAUGAGUGAAAGUAUAAAUUGUAGUACAUGCGUGCCAACAAUGUAUUCUUUUUACACCACAGGUUUACCAUUGUUAAUUUUUAAGAAAAAAUUUAUCUCAAUAGGGUAGCAAUGGUAGUAGGAUUUUCUAAAGCUGCCUUCUGGUCAUGCAAGCUGGCCCUAAUCUCCUUGAAGAGAUGACUAGCCAGUAUCAUGAACUGAGGAAAAUCUCCUUAGGGCAAAUACAGAUUUUCCUCUUCAAACAUUAUAUUUUACUUGCUUGUUAUACAUUUGAGAUUCUAACUCAGCGACCCUUUGUCCUUCUGGAUAUACUGUAUUUUAAAAAUGUGAGGAAACUUAAAGCUCACAGGUUUGAUUUUUAUUAGCAAUCAGAAUGUUCAAAUUACUAUUUUGAAGUAUUAUCUAUGUAUAUGAAGCCUCUCCAUUACAUAUGGAGUAUCUUACAGAGUAUAAGGUUGGAGUUAAUUGAGUAUUAAAAUUUUACAAAAUUUUUACUUUUUAAAAAAUACAACUUGAAAACUGAGUUAAAAAUCUAGGAUUGGUCAGUUAUUUCCAUGGCAAUGUUUUUUUGGGGAAAACAGCGUUGAGUUGACUCGAUCAAGAGUGAUUGUGUAGUAGGUCCAACCCUUGAAAUUAAUGUCGUGUACCUGUGGAAAAGUGAAAAUAUUUUCUUGGAUUGUUAGCAACACCGCUAGUACAAGUUAAUACUUACACAAAUAGCCUACAGAAUUCAGUGGCAAAGUGGCCAGCAAGGGGGUUAAAUCUGAUUGCAUCCACUUGGCAACAUCACAUUAGGUGCCUUGAGAGAUCUGCCACAACAAUUUGAUACAGUUGAAUAUUGUGUCCGAUUUGAGCCAGGUGAAUCUGCUACUGCACUGUAAGAUAUUAUGAAGGACCCAAUCAUAUUGUAUUUUUUUAGGUAUAUUGACUUGGGUUUAAUUGCAAUAUCAAAUUCAAGAAUGUCCCUUUCACACAGGUAACAAAAAUUAUACAUAAAACUGUAGAAUCUCAAUUCCAGUACUAAUGACUAUCAUAGCAUUUCUUUUGCAUUACAGUCUUUCUUUAAAGUUGCCAAGAUGAGAGCACAGUAGUAGAAAGUCAGCAACUUUUGUGAAUACUUGAUCAUCACAUUAUUAGCAUUAAUUUAUAAGUUUCAGAGGAUUUAUUUGGAAAAAUUCUGUUUGUGAACGGUAUUUUGAAUGCACUGGAAAAUGAAAAUGUGGCUUAAAUGCAUUCCCCAAAGAGUAAUAUUUGCCACUUUAAAAUAUGUUUAAAGCUGGUUUAGAGAUCAGGCCUUUUAAAUGGUGGCGUGACACUUCAAUUCCAUUGUAUUAAAACAGUAUUCAUCCUAUGUGAGAUUUGCUAUUUUAUUCCACUGAGUUAUUGUUGCAGUUUAAUAUGAGUAAUAAAAGCUUUGAUAU